AUGACCAGCGCAGCAAGGCCAACCUUUGAGCCUGCAAGAGGUGGGAGAGGGAAAAGAGAAGGGGAUUUGAGCCAGCUCUCAAAGCAAUAUUCAAGCAGAGACCUACCUUCUCAUACAACGAUAAAAUACAGACAAACUACUCAGGACACCCCUGAAGAGGUUCGGAACCGUGACUUCCGCAGGGAGUUGAAAGAGCGCGAGACAGCCGCUGCAUCAAGGGAAAACAAUGCUCUUUCAACUCGGGGAAGUAGAACUUCAGUGUCCAAGAAGCCUCGGCUAGAGCAGAUUCCCAUUGCCAUGCUCGACGCAGACGAUCCUCUGAUGGCGGAGGAAGAUGAAGACUGGGAAGAGGAGAGUGAUGGUGAUGAUACCGCAGCUCUUCUGGCAGAACUAGAAAAAAUUAAAAAAGAAAGAGCUCAAGAGCAGGCCAGGAAGAUACAAGAACAAAAAGCGGAAGAAGAAAUUAUUCGUUUGAAAAACAUCCUCGGCGGGAACCCUCUUCUCAACCUGGGUGGCCCAGCCCAGCCUCAGACCAACUUUAAGGUCAAGAGAAGGUGGGAUGAUGAUGUUGUUUUCAAGAACUGCCUGGUUCCAGACUGCCCCCAUUCCCUCACUAGGCCUUCAGUCCUGCCCUUUGGACACUGUUGGAAUAUGCGUAACAGAGGAGUCUCCAUCGAAAAGCAAGGCUCCAUGAACCUGUCCCUCCCAAUAAAGAAUGGAGCUACAGGGCGCUACAUCCUUAAGACAAAGUUAAAUAGAAAAGCGGGGUUCCUGGGCAUUUACCUUGGAAACGUCACCUCGCCUCCAUCGUCCGGGCUGCUGCCUCUGACCACAGACAUCUGCCUGCUCCAGCUUCCCCGCCCCGGUGGCCGCCAGCUCACCAGGUAUCCUGGACAUGAUGUUCUGAAGGCCGUGAGAAGGGGAUGUGGACCUGUCAUUGAGUACUCGCUGCUGCAGCUCACAGAAAUCCGCUCCUGUCGGCAGGAUCCCCCACCCCAGGACAAAAGUCCUGCUCCACGUGUCUGCUGUGGGGCGGGCCUAACACUGCGGUCGGGAGAGUCCAAGGAAAUCUACCUCAAAGACAAAUUGGAAAAGGAGCCAAAAGCUACCAAGACCACCAACCCAGCUGAUGUGGAAGAUGUCUGGAGGACUCUCCUGCUGACGCCAGACCUGGACAUACAUUCCCACCACUUCUGGAAGUUGUGCUCAUCCCUGACAAAGAGCGCCCACUGGUCCAGAAGCGGGUGA
Molecule: messenger RNA, 1248 nt
Organism: Condylura cristata (star-nosed mole)
Lineage: Eukaryota; Metazoa; Chordata; Mammalia; Eulipotyphla; Talpidae
Gene: CWC15
Product: CWC15 spliceosome-associated protein
Exons: 7
Coding region: 1-1248 (415 amino acids)
Biological process (GO): mRNA cis splicing, via spliceosome
Cellular component (GO): catalytic step 2 spliceosome
Molecular function (GO): RNA binding
Source: RefSeq, a predicted model, not a curated record